UUUCUGGAAAAGUUGUAUUAUAUUAUACGCCAUACGGUGCAUACUUUACCUAAAAACUGAAUAUCUACGUAGGUUCCUCGGCACACCAGCUUGUAUGCUACAAGGGGUGUCGAUAUUCUUCUGUCCUCUGGAAUAGAUAGGCCACGGCACAAUGUGCCCUCCUUCAGCUCGUUGACCCUGCUCCAUGUUAUCCUCAUCGUGUUACAGUUCAUGUUUCUGGUGAAGGUAGACCGACACGGCAUCCGAACGCGAGCGGCUGGAAGGAGCAGAGAGACCCGCCCAGUUCCAGCGGCCUUCACAGGUGACGUCACGAGACUGUGAGUGACGUCACUGGUCGGCGGGUGACGUCACCUGGAUGUUGGGUAUAAAGACGGCGGCGGCUGUUCGAGAGGCAUUCUCCUCUGCAGACUCACCCAGCCAGCAGCAUCAUGAAGGUGUUCGUUGCCCUGUUCGCUACCCUGGCGUGCGCCAGCGCCGGCCUGGUCGUGCCGGCCACCACCGUCCUGCGGGCGCCCGCCCACGACUCGGCCGUCAUCCAGAGCCACAGGUUCGGCGGCAACUUCGCCUACCGCACCGACGAGGCGCACGCCUACGCCGCCGUCAGCCCCGUGGUCUCCACCGUGCGGAAGGCGGUCGGCGUCUCCUACAGCCACGGAGCCCCCGUCGUCAAGUCCACCACCGUCGAGCACCCCGUCACCUACGCUGCCGCCCCCGCCGUCACUUACGCUGCCGCCCCCGCCGUCACCUACGCUGCCGCCCCCGCCGUCACCUAUGCCGGCGUUCCUCAUGCGUACGGCUACGCCGCUCCUCACGCGUACGGCUACGCCGCCCCCUACGGCUACGGCUACGCCGGCCUGGGUCUGCCCCUGACCUUCGAGAAGGUCGAGGAGGCCAAGGCUGAGCCUGCCGUCGAGGCUGCGGAAUAAGCUGUGUCAGGUGCCGUCUCUUCUUUCCCUCGCUUUCGUGUGGCAGUCUGCUGAUUAAAGCUAAACAGCUCUGAUCCAGCAGAGGCUAUCACGAGGGUAACAAACUCGUCUGAUGUUUGCUGAAAAUUUCACCAGAUGUCAGGUGUGCUCUGCAGAGUGAAUCAUUUACGAGAAUCGUCAUCGUUCAUAUCAUGACCGGCUUUGUUGUGCUGUUUGCACUCAAUUGUGUCCAUGAAUACAUUAUGUUUCUUGUA
Molecule: messenger RNA, 1180 nt
Organism: Amphibalanus amphitrite
Lineage: Eukaryota; Metazoa; Arthropoda; Thecostraca; Balanomorpha; Balanidae
Product: cuticle protein 16.5-like
Exons: 2
Coding region: 429-926 (165 amino acids)
Source: RefSeq, a predicted model, not a curated record